Mucor velutinosus is the source of this 1776-nucleotide messenger RNA. RefSeq lists its product as uncharacterized. Gene Ontology annotation, cellular component: cytoplasm. The transcript is spliced from 7 exons. NCBI's taxonomy places the organism in Eukaryota, Fungi, Mucoromycota, Mucoromycetes, Mucorales, Mucoraceae. Gene Ontology annotation, biological process: protein phosphorylation; intracellular signal transduction. Gene Ontology annotation, molecular function: protein serine/threonine kinase activity; ATP binding. Bases 1 to 1776 code for a protein of 591 amino acids. The record is from RefSeq and is a predicted model, not a curated record.
AUGUCAAAUUCUGUCAUUCGUAAUCAAAAGGCCAAGCUGGCUGCAGAUUAUAAUGACCUGCUGAAGGAACUGUCCUCUCCAAAACUGAAAUCGAUAGGAUGCUACACACUUGGAGAGACCAUUGGCAGAGGAAGUUACGGCAAAGUGAAGUUAGGUGUGCAUCAGCUAACCUGUCGACUUGUUGCUAUCAAAAAGAUCAGCAAAAAGCAUGCACCACUAAUGGCUCGCGAAAUUCAUCAUCAUAGACAGCUUCACCAUCCAAACAUUGUAUCCUUGUACGAGAUUCUUUCUACUGAAACAAGCAUAUUUAUUGUUUCCGAACACUGCCCACAUGGUGACUUAUUCGACGCACUAGCGAAAAAGGGAAGAUUCUCUGAGCCACAUGCGAGAAAGUGGUUUUUACAGCUGACUGAUGCUAUUCAGUACUGCCAUUCGCAUGGCAUCAUACACAGAGAUCUCAAAUUAGAAAACAUCCUUAUAGAUGAAAAGGACAAUGUCAAGAUUUGUGAUUUUGGAUUCGCACGUCAAACAGAUAAGAACCAGCUUCUAAAGACGUUCUGCGGAAGUUUAGCCUAUUCUGCACCUGAAGUGAUUCAGCGUCAAAAUUAUUCAGGCCCUGCAACCGAUAUCUGGUCUUUAGGCGUGAUAUUGUACACAUUGCUAGCAGGCGAGCUUCCCUUUGAUGACGAUUCAGAAUCAGAGUUGCAGAGAAAAGUGGUCAAGAUGGACUAUUUCAUGCCAUCUUUCUUUUCACUUGAUGUUGCAGAUCUAAUCCAAAAGAUCUUGAAACUGAAUCCACAUGAGCGCUACACGAUUGCACAGAUCAGACACCAUCCAUGGCUACAGAACCCCGCCACUGCCAACAGCCAUAUUCAACCACCCUCCACUCUCUCGAGCCAACAGCAGAAAUUACACGAACAAGACACAGCCGAUGCUCUACUGAAUGCAGGUUUCGAUACAUCUGUUGUAAAGGAAAUGCGCUUGAAUCGUUUUGGUAUGCUGGGCACCCUGUGGACCAUGUUGCUAUCAACAUCGAAUCAUCCCAUACAUAUUACUUCCAAGAAGCCAUUGUUACCUAAAGCUGCUUGUACCACACAAACAGGGCAAGAGGAAGAUGGCUGGAUUGAUUCGUUCAAAUCUUGGUUUAUAUCCAAACCGGCGCACAGCGACAUCGGCAGAUUCAAGCCAACACAGCCAGCAACCAUACUGAUAUUGGAUAAGAAGCGACUCCCAGGCGCAGUGCAGCAGCAUAAAUUCAUGAUGAAGACCAUGGUUGCUCCUGCCAUUAUUACAACUACUAUGCCCAUCAUUCAUCAGGACCUUAGUAGCACCAAUAACUGCACAACACGUGAGCAAAAGCACCCUGCCUUGAAGCCUACAGUAUUGCCUCUCAUUCCUAUUCAUCCCACUACGCCAACAAGGGAGGAUGACGAAUUGAUCAUAAAUACAUCUUCGACUUGUAGCUCAGCUGCUGAUGAUGACUAUGAUGAUGACGAUCGAAUGUCUGUCACUUCUUCGCCUGCCACUUCUAUAGAUGAAGAUGAGGAUGUAGAGGGUGUUCAAGUCAAGACUACAUCCAAAGCCGGCAUUUCCGGACCAAACGCAAAUUGCAACAUGAAUGCAUUUCAUCGUGUCUCACCCAUGCCUAGCAGAGCUGAUAUACUCAUACCAAGAUCUAGAUACAAUAUAGACGAACGCCAGAAUAGCCUGCGCAAUAGAUUAGAAAAUAGAAUUAUUAUAGAGGAGGAGGAGGAGGAGGAGGAGGAAGAGGAAUAG